Messenger RNA from Exophiala dermatitidis NIH/UT8656, 2993 nucleotides. Its product is annotated as MFS transporter, ACS family, allantoate permease. Lineage: Eukaryota; Fungi; Ascomycota; Eurotiomycetes; Chaetothyriales; Herpotrichiellaceae. The transcript has 6 exons. Gene Ontology annotation, biological process: transmembrane transport. Bases 1237 to 2751 code for a protein of 504 amino acids. The record is from RefSeq and is a predicted model, not a curated record. Gene Ontology annotation, molecular function: transmembrane transporter activity. Gene Ontology annotation, cellular component: membrane.
CUGGCAGACACUGUCGGCAUCGUCCUUUGCCUUUGGCUAAACAAACAAUGCCAACACUGAAGCUGUCACUGCCCAAAAGGGCAGGCAUUUCCUCAGCUGUUGUGCACUGCUCCCUGAUACUCAAUGGCUGCAGCGGUGGCUGGCCCUUCUCAUACUCGACCACAGUGUACGGACUUGUGGUAUGGAGUACCAAGAUUUCCACUGUUGCUGAACAUCGAACUUCCUCUUCCCGCUACUGCCGCUCAAAUGAGGUUCGGCAUAGCAGGUCACCUGGAUCACUGGGCAAGGCACUGAACAAUAGCUGCGAGUGCCUGGAGUCAAAGCCCCGGCGUGGAAGCGUGCCUUGCUCCUCGUCUCAUUGUACACGGAGGUAAACAGAAACUCAACCACGCAUUUCUGUAACAAGAAGCGGACAAACCCAACAUCGCCACCCCCGCGAGCAUCCAGAUCAGUGCUGCCACGACGGUAAAUGUACCGGUUGCAAGAGGCAGAAGGGGCCUCGCAGCAGGAGGGUCCGAUCUGUUCCAUAUCAGAUCCCUGAUAGACCUCUGUUCCAGCCCACUUUACUGCCUUUACCUCCAGAUGUCGUGGCUUGUUUGCCACACGUCGUUCUCCGGGCGUGCAGUGGUGUCUUCAGAGACACGCCAGCGUGCGGACGAGGCCAUAGGUAAUGUCGAUACAGAUUGUGUAAUUACGGGUUGGGUUGGUGUCAUUUAAAAAAAGGGCUCCAUUCCUCUCAUCAACACUGGCCGCUUGAUCGAGCACGCCAUCUCGACCGCCGCAUCAGCACUGUCUUGACUUCUAACAACUGGAUCUUGUCCACCAAUACCAGUGUUCAAUCUUCGCACCGAGCCAGCCGGCUUCUUCUUAUGGUACAAGAUUGCACUAGCCGGCUGGUUAUCGUGGUGGGGGAAAAAUAGCCACGAGGCUACCACGCACGCCAUCUCGGAAGAAGCGCAUCAAGGGUGUCUUGACCGAGACCUGUCUGGUCCGAGACCCUAGCAAUAAUGACCUCCAGGUCCAGGGGGCGAGACCGUUGCCCCAAAAAUUUUAUGGACAUACAUCGAGGGACGUGGAGGAUUUUUGAGAACCCCAUAAAGUCUCAGCUGCUCCCUGGCACAGGAGCUUUGUUGCCUCACUUCUUGGAAAGCGAGAAGUCUUGCAAACUGUAGGGGUCGUCGUCGACAACAUCAUCUUCAACUUAAUCCCGGACGUCCAACAAACCUGCUCUCAACCAUGUCGGCCGACCACACCCUCGACUCCAAAGCCGAGGAGGGCGGGAUCACCACGCAGCACACUGCCGUGUCGUCGUCGUCCUCGCUGACGGACCGAGAGGCGUUCCUUUCGUCCUUCAGUGCGGAGGAAGACAAGAAGAUUAUGCGCAAGGUCGACAAGCGGUUCCUCCUCCUCAUCGGCUUGAUGUACGUGCUGAAGAACGUCGACUACAUUAACGCGGCUACCGUCAAGGUUUUGCAAGUCAACCAACCGCGCAACGUCUUGAUCGAGUUGAACAUGACAGCGGAUCAAUACAAUUGGGUUCAAUCCAUUUAUUUUAUCGCCUACAUUGUGUUUGAAGUACCCUCGAAUCUCCUGCUGAAGAAGAUGAGUCCUCGAAACUGGCAGUCUCGAAUCAUUGCGUCGUGGGGACUGGUUCUCGCUUGCCACGCCGCGGUACGCAACAAGGAGGGUCUGUAUGCUUGUCGUUUCUUCCUUGGAAUGAUGGAAGCCGGUCUAUUUCCUGGGUUGGCAGCCCAGUUGUGUUCCUGGUACCGAAGUGACGAGAUGGGCAAGCCAAUCAUGUGGAUGUUUGGCUUCCAAAACUGCGCCGGUAUCAUUGGUUCUAUUGUCGCCUACGGAAUCUCGUACAUGAACGGCCUUGGAGGUCUCAGCGCAUGGCAGUGGGUCUACCUCCUCGAAGGUCUAUACACUAUCCUCUUUGCCGGCGUCGUGUAUCUCGUGCUCCCCGACUAUCCCAAGUCCAAACGGUCCGCGAAGUGGCUCACGCCACGAGAACAAGAGUACAUUGAACUUCGGCUGACGGACAAUGCUCCCCGGACGGACGACCCGGCCUUCAACCUGUCGGAGGUGAUUGCCUCCCUCAAAGAUCCUCGAACAUACUCGUUUUGCCUGGCGCAAAUCCUGAUGAACCUGGGCGGCUACGGUCUACAAUGGCAGCUGCCGACCGUCACCACCAACCUGGGCUUCGCAGGGCUGCCCCGAAACCAACUUCUCAACAUCCCCCCUGCGGCCGCCAGUGUUCUGGCAAUCAUCUUUGCCGGCUGGUUCCUCAAGCGAGCGUACUUGACCCGACCGGAAUUCAGCAUGUUCAUCUGCGCCGGGGCGUUUGCCUUCUUCCUGGUCCUCUGCGUCCAUGUCGGCAGAACGGCAACCUAUAUUGCAUGUAUCUUCGGCACCAUGUUCUACUCUGUCUACUUUAUUCCCUUCUGGGCUUGGCGAUCUGCCACUCUCAAGGGCACAACCGGCGCCGCGUUCACGUUGGCCUUUCAAUCUUGCAUUGGUCAGGUAGGCGGGGUCGUCGGGCCGCAACUGUUCCAGUCAAAAUACGCACACAACGGCUACAAGGUCUCGUUUGCCAUUUGUGCGGCCGCCAUCGGUCUUAGUUGGCUUGCAACCUGUUGGACCUGGUAUUUGACCAGGAAGAACGAGAACGACAUCCAGCGAGUCCGGAAGCUGCGCAUCAAGGCGGCCAAGGAAGGCGGCGUCUUUGCCGGCGAGGACGUCAAGUUGUGAUUUUGAUUUAAACCCAGCAAACCAAACAAAAAAGUCUUAUUGCUGUUAUGCUGAAGAAUGUGUUCGUUCCGGAUGGGAAAGAGGCAGCAGGCAGGGUUUGGUCGACCGGAUGCCACAAAAGCACGGCCCUAUAAAAAGUUAUACCCAGAUAGAGAGGAAAAGUUUCAACUCAGCCUGUGAACUGUGCUGAGUAUUCGUGAAUACUCCCAUGUUAGAUCUCCUCUAAUUAGGUCUUUAUCCCC